Messenger RNA from Orbilia oligospora ATCC 24927, 798 nucleotides. RefSeq lists its product as uncharacterized. The coding region runs from base 1 to 798 and encodes 265 amino acids. The record is from RefSeq and is a predicted model, not a curated record. Gene Ontology annotation, molecular function: RNA binding. Gene Ontology annotation, biological process: tRNA modification. The transcript is spliced from 6 exons. Lineage: Eukaryota; Fungi; Ascomycota; Orbiliomycetes; Orbiliales; Orbiliaceae.
AUGCAACAUUUUAUGUGCGCACAAUCACCAACUAGCAAUGAACCAUACAAGAAAGGUAUCUUCGCGACUUGCGAUAAAGGGAGAGAGUCCCGUUGUGUCGCUGAGCUGUAUAGGCUGUUUGAAGAGUAUGCAGACAAGCUUUAUGGACCGGAAGAUGCGGGGACGGCGGAUAGUGCCGACAAUCAAAAUCCUAAUGAACCCGAAGAUAAGCCGGAUGUCGAUGACAUUGAGGCUGCGAUUGCAGCAGAAAUCAGUGGCAUCAAUGCGAAAGGCAAGGCUAAGGACAAUAGGAUAACGUCGAUCAAACUGGAUACUCCUUGCUUGAUAUUCUUCCAUACGAAGGAACCCGUGGAUCCUGCGGAGCUAGUCGGAUUCAUUUUCAAGGAUAUCGAGGAGACGAAGCGGCGACAGACCAGAUUCACAAACCGACUCACACCAAUCACAAAAACAUGCAAGGCUAAUAUCACUGACCUCGAGGAAACCGCACAUGAGGUGCUCAAGCCACACUUUCAUGAGGGCCAGAAAGGUGUCAAGUUCGCCAUCAGACCCAAUCUGCGAGAUCAUCGUGUAUUGAACCGAGAUGAAAUCAUCAAAUCAGUUGCCAGAAUCGUCGGACCAGAUCACAAGGUCGAUCUAAAAAAUUAUGACCUUCUCAUUAUUGUGGAAGUGUGGAGGAACAUCUGCGGUGUCAGUGUUGUCCGGGAUUUCGAACACUACAAGCGAUUCAACCUGGGCUUGGUGGCCGACCAAUCAGAAGGCCUAACAAACGAGAAAGCAUGUGGCGUGGCACCAGAAUAA